AUGACCCCGGGUCGGGAGACCGAACGGAUCCCGUCGAUCUUCGUUCGGCCUCUACGUCCUCUCCCUGCCCCGCCUGCCCCUGGUCCGGCAGCGUCGUUGCGCCCUUCUCCCACUUGCCCCAAGCUACUGACUCCUCCGCCCGCUCAUCUCGCCUCAACCUCCCCCACUGACGACGACGAUGGCAGGGGCCCGCCCUCUCACUCUCCCGCCCUCUCCCUUCCUCCCUUCUCGCGCGGCGUCGACACCGCCCCCCUCCCUUCCACCGCAACGAAUCCGCCCAAGCUCGCGCGGCCCAAAGGCAAGUCGGGAAAGAGAGCGACGGCAUGCAGAGAUUGCCAUGCCCGAAAGCAGAAAUGCUCCCAAGGCACUCCCUGCUCCCACUGCCAUCGCCGAGGAACAAACUGCACCUACCCGGCCCACCACUCCGAGGCCGCGCCGGGCGUCAGAGUGCUGCUUCUCUCUCUGCUGCCGCAACCUCUCGAUCGACCCGACCGACCCGACCCAAAGGGUAAGGGUGAUCUCGCCCAUACCUCCCUCCCUCCUCCCUCCACCCCUCUCCCCCAUGGCCCCAAGGCGCCACAACGCCUUCGCCUUCUCGUCCAUCCCCUCGAGUCCCUGACUACCCAACUCCGCGGUCAGAUCCUCCCCAUCCCGACUCGGCAGGAACGGACAGCUUCUCCAGAGGCUCUCGGACAGCCUCUCCAGAAGCGCCGGAACGCUUCUCCAGAGGCGCUCGGUUCCCCCUUUGUAGAGGCGGCGGUCUUACCCUUCAUGGGUCGCGACACCAGGCCAGACCAGACCCGGACGUCGGUAGCGGGCGGUCAUAUCGGAUAUCAGCCUCCAGCCCCCAUACCCCAUCCCUCAUACCCCUCGACCCCCCCUUCCCAUUCCCCUAUCGCACCUUCGCGAGCGCGUCCGCAGGCGGCAGACAUGUCAAGCCGAUUCCGACUCCAUCCAACCCUAAUACUCGACUCGCCUGAAGUGCGUGCGGCUUGUCCUUCACGGGCACGCAAGUGCGAUGACGCGCCGGCGCCGUGUCGAUCCCAUUCCCCUACAGGGCCGCGAUUCUGA
This is a messenger RNA of Dioszegia hungarica, 1071 nucleotides long. RefSeq lists its product as uncharacterized. The coding region runs from base 1 to 1071 and encodes 356 amino acids. Lineage: Eukaryota; Fungi; Basidiomycota; Tremellomycetes; Tremellales; Bulleribasidiaceae. The record is from RefSeq and is a predicted model, not a curated record. Gene Ontology annotation, biological process: positive regulation of transcription by RNA polymerase II. Gene Ontology annotation, cellular component: nucleus. Gene Ontology annotation, molecular function: sequence-specific DNA binding; DNA-binding transcription factor activity, RNA polymerase II-specific; zinc ion binding. The transcript is spliced from 3 exons.